AUGUUUGCAAGAGUGUUAAGAACAAAUCCAAAAUAUAUCCCUUUAACUGUUGGAGCAGCAGCAAUCUUAAUUGGUGCUGCAUAUAACUUUGCUGUCUCGAGAAACAAUUUCAUUUCUAAUUCAUCAGGAAAAGUUCUUGUUGGUGAUGGCAAGUGGGUGGACAUACCUAUUGCAAAGAUAGAGAAUCUUUCUUCCGAUACAAAAAAAUUCACAUUUAAAUUACCUUCUGAAGAUGAUGUUUUAGGGACUGAAUACGCUUCUGCUAUCUUAGCUAAAUUUGUUACUCCAAAGGGUUCCAAUGUUAUAAGACCCUAUACCCCAGUAUCUCCAGUUGAUACAAAAGGUAACUUCGAAUUAGUUAUUAAACAUUACGAAGGUGGUAAAAUGACUGAGCAUUUGUUUGGCUUGAAAGAAAACGAUACUGUUGCUUUCAAAGGACCAAUGUUAAAAUGGAAAUGGAUUCCUAAUGGUUUCAAAGAAGUCACCUUAAUUGGGGGUGGUACUGGUAUCACACCAUUGUUCCAAUUAAUUCGUGCCAUAUGUGAAAACCCAAAUGAUAAAACUGUUGUUAAACUCUUUUACGGUAGUAAGUCACCUUCUGACAUCUUAUUAAAGAAAGAUAUCGACGAAUUCCAAAAACAGUUUCCAAAUCAAUUAAAAGUCACGUAUUUUGUCGACAAGAGUGAAGAUAAAACUGACUACAAGGUUGGUUAUAUUUCUAAAGAUUUUGUCCGUGAAAACUGUUCAAAACCUGCAAAAGAUUCUCACGUCUUCAUUUGUGGUCCACCUGGAUUCAUGGAUGCCUUAUCCGGUCAAAAGAAAUCUCCAACUGAUCAGGGUGAAAUAACUGGUAUAUUUAAAGAAUUAGGAUAUACCAAUGACGACAUCUAUAAGUUUUAA
Molecule: messenger RNA, 900 nt
Organism: Tetrapisispora phaffii CBS 4417
Lineage: Eukaryota; Fungi; Ascomycota; Saccharomycetes; Saccharomycetales; Saccharomycetaceae
Gene: MCR1
Product: cytochrome-b5 reductase
Exons: 1
Coding region: 1-900 (299 amino acids)
Biological process (GO): ergosterol biosynthetic process
Molecular function (GO): cytochrome-b5 reductase activity, acting on NAD(P)H
Source: RefSeq, a predicted model, not a curated record